AUGGAUGACUACGACUACAUUAUCAUCGGCGCAGGAAUCAGCGGUCUUGUUUUGGCAAAUCGUCUGAGCCGGGAUGCCUCCAUCAAUGUCCUCCUCAUUGAAGCUGGCGCCAAUCGGAUGGGUGACCCUCGUAUCGAUACCCCUGGAUUUUUGGCCACAAUGUAUGGCAACCCGGACUUUGAUUGGGAUUACAUGAGUGUUCCUCAGAUUCAUGCAAAGAACCGACAAAUCGGCCAACCUCGCGGUCGCGUUGUCGGCGGCUCUUCCGCAUUGAAUUUCUCCGCGGUUGUGUACCCCACUGUGUCAGAUUUUGACGGUUGGAAGGCACUGGGAAAUGAUGGCUGGGGUGCCAAGGAUAUGGCCCGCUAUCUUCGUAAAUUCCACACAUAUUCCGCACCCAGCGAGGCCACAGCGGAACUACUCGGCACAAGUCGGUACAUGAAAGUUGAUAACCAAGGAUCUUCUGGUCCUCUCCCCGUAUCUCUACCUGAUGUAUAUGGGCCGUUCAACAAAGCUUGGAACAAAACUUUUGCCAAUUUAGGCUGGGAAAGUGAUGCCGAUCCCCUCGAUGGCCGGAAGUUGGGCGCGUUUACUUGCCCAUUGAGCGUCGAUGCCAAGACGGGAACAAGAGGGUAUGCAGCAGCAUACUAUUCCCCCGACGUUGCGGCGCGGUCAAACUUGCGACUUCUUACAGAGACAGUAGUCGAGCGAAUUCUCUUCAAACAAGAAGACGGAGAUGUCAUUGCCACAGGUGUACAGGUCAAGUCUCAAGGCAACGCAGACUCGUACCAGAUCACCGCAAAGAAAGAAGUCGUCCUCUGCGCAGGCAGCUUGAACUCCCCCCAAUUACUCGAGCUCUCGGGCAUUGGUGGUGCAGAUCUUCUCCAGGCCCACGGAAUCCCGGUAAUCGUCGACAACCCCGCUGUAGGCGAGAACCUCCAAGACCAUGCUAUCACGAGCAUCAACUUCGAGGUUGCCGAUGGCCAGGUCUCCGGUGAUAUUCUACGCGACCCAAACGUCGUCCAGGCCCUCAUCAAGCUCUACGAGGAGACACGUGGUGGCCCACUGGCUGGCAUGCCCCUCAGCAUGGCCUAUCUCCCUUUAAUGGAUGGAACUGGUGCCGUGCCAAAAGAAGAAAUCGACACCCUCAUCUCCAAAUAUCUCGACGACGAUAACACCCCAGCUAACCUGAAAGCGCAAUAUUCUCUUCUCCAUAAGAUGCUCCUCCAAAGUGACGACCCUUCCUCGCACUACCUCUUCCUUCCUGCCCAACUCCACAUGAACCCAGGAAAGACAACCCUCACUGACGUUCUGGCCAAAACUCUCCCGGAGAAUUACAUUUCCAUCAUGGUGCUGCACAACCACCCCUUUUCGCGCGGCUCGGUCCACAUCUCCUCCGGAAAGAUUGAAGACAAGCCCACUUACGACCCAAAUCUACUUUCGCACCCGCUCGAUCUAGAGAUCAUGGCCCGGCAGCUUCAAUUCGUGGGCCGCAUUGCCGAGACUGCGCCGUUCUCCGCUCUUCUCAAGAGCGGAAAACGCAUGCCUGAAAAUACAACCGAUUUGAGUGACCUGGACCAUGUGAAGGAUGUUGUCAAGGAUCGAUUGUAUACGUGUUUCCACCCGGCGGGUUCGUGUGCUAUGCUGCCGAGAGAGAAUGGGGGUGUUGUUGAUUCUGAGCUGAAGGUUUACGGGACGAAGAAUUUGAGGGUUGUUGAUGCAAGUAUUUUCCCGCUUGAGCCUAGUGGCAAUAUCCAGGCUACUGUUUAUGCAGUUGCUGAGCGGGCGUCAACCUUGAUGAAGGAGAGUGUUUGA
Penicillium griseofulvum is the source of this 1815-nucleotide messenger RNA. Its product is annotated as GMC family oxidoreductase. NCBI's taxonomy places the organism in Eukaryota, Fungi, Ascomycota, Eurotiomycetes, Eurotiales, Aspergillaceae. The transcript has 2 exons. Gene Ontology annotation, molecular function: oxidoreductase activity, acting on CH-OH group of donors; flavin adenine dinucleotide binding. Bases 1 to 1815 code for a protein of 604 amino acids. The record is from RefSeq and is a predicted model, not a curated record.